This is a messenger RNA of Plodia interpunctella (Indianmeal moth), 1364 nucleotides long. RefSeq names its product calcium and integrin-binding protein 1-like. NCBI's taxonomy places the organism in Eukaryota, Metazoa, Arthropoda, Insecta, Lepidoptera, Pyralidae. The record is from RefSeq and is a predicted model, not a curated record. Gene Ontology annotation, molecular function: magnesium ion binding; calcium ion binding. The transcript is spliced from 5 exons. Bases 131 to 688 code for a protein of 185 amino acids.
UUUGCGUUGCGUACCCCUCCCUCCUAUCUAUACCUCUUUGUUGUGCAGUAGUUUGUUUCUUCUGUUUUGAUUAAAUUUAAAUCAUCUUGGUGGUAAUAAUUAAGAUCUCGAAGAAGUAAUUUCUAUUGAUAUGGGUCAAGGAAAGAGCCAAUUUACGGAAGAAGAGCUACAAGAUUACGAGGAUCUUACGUAUUUCACGAAAAAAGAAGUACUCUAUGCACAUCAAAAAUUUAAAGCCCUUGCCCCAGAGAAAGUAGGCCACAACAAAAAUGCCAAACUACCCAUGGCCAAAAUCCUGCAAUACCCGGAGCUGAGGGUCAAUCCAUUCAGGGACAGAAUCUGUAAGGUGUUCAGCUCAAGUAAUGAUGGAGACUGCACAUUUGAAGACUUCCUGGAUAUGAUGUCAGUGUUCAGUGACACAGCGCCUAAAGCUGUCAAGGGCGAACAUGCUUUUAGAAUAUUUGAUUUUGAUGGGGAUGACAUGAUUGGAGUGUCUGACCUCCGGGAGGUGAUCGAGAGGCUCUGCGGUCCAGAUCUGAAGCUGAGUGACUCAGAAAUACAGCAACUUGUCCAAAAUGUGUUAGAAGAAGCCGACUUGGAUGAUGAUGGCGCUUUGUCGUUUGCAGAGUUCGAACAUAUCAUAGACAAAAGCUCUGAUUUCUGCCAGGCAUUCAGAAUAAGGCUGUGAAGAUUCCAAUGAAAUUCUGCAAGGUGUGGAAUAUAGGGAAACUUCUAUAGAACUGUCAUCCUGGUGCAUUUACCUGCAGUGUUUAGAGACUUUGUUAAAUUUUGAAACAAUUGCUCUAAUUGGAAAUACUUGGUUAAACUGUUUUUAAACCAGAUCAAAAAUGCUUCCAGUUAUGAACCCUCAUUCCUGGUUGUCACACUCUAAAGCCUGGGCUUGGGUAAAAGAAACUCUAAAAUUUUGAUAACUCACCUGAGAUUUAUGCCCGGCUGCCUGCUUACCCUCUUGAAUCUCUUUUCUGAAACUGAGGGACACUGCAGUGUUGCCAUGAUGCAGACACAGAGUAGGCAGUGUUUGCAUUAUCAUUUUGAGAAUCUCUGUAAAGAUAGUCAUAUACCAAUACUGCCACACUUAUACCUAGAUAUUUCAUAUGAUACUUUAUUAUGUCAAAUCAAUUUAUUUUUAUUAAAAAAUUAUAAUGCAAUCUACAAUUCUUAAUUAUAAGCAACCAUGUUUUAAUAAGUGAAGUGUGUAUUUUUUAUCUGUUUGUUAUUCUAUUUUCAAAAUAUAAAUUUAAAAUCUUAGUAUUAUGGACUAAAUGCAAGAAUCUCAAAUAUUUGUUUAUAGAAUUUUAUACCUAAUUAUUAUUGCUAAAUAAAUGUAAUUUAUGGAAAAUAAA